Molecule: messenger RNA, 1080 nt
Organism: Kluyveromyces marxianus DMKU3-1042
Lineage: Eukaryota; Fungi; Ascomycota; Saccharomycetes; Saccharomycetales; Saccharomycetaceae
Gene: CAB2
Product: phosphopantothenate--cysteine ligase CAB2
Exons: 1
Coding region: 1-1080 (359 amino acids)
Biological process (GO): coenzyme A biosynthetic process
Cellular component (GO): cytoplasm; nucleus
Molecular function (GO): phosphopantothenate--cysteine ligase activity
Source: RefSeq, a predicted model, not a curated record
AUGCCCAACUCACGCAUACACACGUCCAUCACAGAAGUAUCCAAGGCCAUUGACCGCAGUGUCGACGAAUCAAGCCUUCCAGUGGCCCAUCUCACCGAUGAGGACAACUACUUCACAACAAACCCUAAACCACCGUACCUCGAUGAGCUCUUGCGCGAAACUACAGAGUUCAUCAACUACCAGCGUGCCAAUGGGCGCGAAAACAUCGUUUUGGUCACCUCUGGAGGUACCACGGUGCCGCUAGAGAACAACACUGUGCGGUUCAUCGACAAUUUCUCGGCUGGUACUAGAGGUGCAUCAAGUGCAGAACAGUUCCUAUUCCAUGGAUACUCCGUCAUAUUCCUCCAUCGUGAGUUCUCAUUGACGCCUUUCAACAGACCCUUCAUUCACAACACAGAAACCAACUUCCUAGACUAUUUCGACGAGAAUGGACAGCUUUCCGAGCAGUAUCGGGACGUCAUUCUCGAGAAUAAAAGACACUACGACCGGUUCAUGUACCAGGAGAAACGUCUCCUAAUGUUGCCCUUCACGACGGUGAACCAGUACUUGUGGUCGCUGAAGACAAUUGCCACGCUCAUGAACGAUAACGGGUGUUUGUUCUACCUUGCUGCAGCUGUUUCGGACUUUUUCGUGCCAUAUUCAAGGCUACCGCAGCACAAGAUCCAGUCCCAAGAGGCCAACCGGAAGCUGAAUGAGUCCUCGUCAGAUGGCCAGUGCAAUAGCUCUACUACGGUGGAGGGGAAACUAGUCGUGAACUUGGACCCGGUACCCAAGUUCUUGAGGCGAUUGGUGGAGUCGUGGGCGACACAGGCAAUGAUCAUCUCGUUCAAGCUCGAAACGGACGACAAAAUCCUAAUCCACAAGGCUCGUCAAGCGUUGGACCGGUACAACCACCAGCUCGUCAUUGGGAAUCUUUUACAAACGAGAAACAAAGAGGUGGUAUUUGUGUCUGAAAACAACAGGGAUGGCGACUGGAUCCGCACGGGAGGCGGUGCUAAUAGUAAUAUCGAAGAGCUCAUUGUGCAAGAAGUUGUGAAAAGGCACGAUGCCUGGCGCAAGGACGCCAGGAAAACUGGCUAA